Messenger RNA from Struthio camelus australis, 745 nucleotides. NCBI's taxonomy places the organism in Eukaryota, Metazoa, Chordata, Aves, Struthioniformes, Struthionidae. The record is from RefSeq and is a predicted model, not a curated record.
AACAAAGAAAAAGCAGAUACUAUGCACUAUUUGACAUCAGCUGAAUCUAAAAGAGAGGAAGGACCCUUUACAGUAAUAGAGGCUAAUGAUGUCCCUGAUGGCAAUAAUGUGGAGGACGUUCGGAAAACUAGUCUCCAGGUUACAGUAAGCAAGCAAGAUGAAGAGGAAUUGAUGGCCAGGUCCCAGCUAGAAGUAUUGCGUUGCCUAUUGUAUCAGAAGUUUGCUCUUAACCUUCAGGCCUACUUUCUGUUUCACCUUCCAGACCUGACCCCUUUAAUGGACACUUUGAUCAACCUUAACUUGUCAUUCAAUAAUUUAUUCCUCUUUCCUAUGGAGGUGCUUAAUAUUAGAACCUUACAAGUCCUGGUGCUCCGAAACAACCCUAUCAGAGAGAUCCCUAAUGACAUUUACAGACUGAAGUCACUGAAGAAAUUCAUCAUUUCCUUCAAUUUGCUAUCAGAACUUCCAGCUGGGUUGUUCUUAUUAGACAGUCUCCAUCAUCUGGACAUUGCUUAUAAUGAUAUUAGCUUUAUCCCCAAUGACAUCAAGAACCUCAGGUAUAUAAGCAACAUAAAGUGAAAACAGAUCUCUGCAUCAUAAUCCUGUAGACCACAUUUUGAUCCUAAUUAUAUCAGUGAAUACAUGGGGAAGAUUCACGGCACCCUCUUCCUCCCCCUUCUUAAUCCUGUCCUGUGUGGGAGGCUCAUGUUUACAGAAACAGUGAAUGACAAUUGCAUACAAGAAU